This is a messenger RNA of Aspergillus homomorphus CBS 101889, 1717 nucleotides long. Its product is annotated as putative MFS transporter. Bases 1 to 1602 code for a protein of 533 amino acids. Gene Ontology annotation, biological process: transmembrane transport. The record is from RefSeq and is a predicted model, not a curated record. Gene Ontology annotation, molecular function: transmembrane transporter activity. Lineage: Eukaryota; Fungi; Ascomycota; Eurotiomycetes; Eurotiales; Aspergillaceae. The transcript is spliced from 6 exons.
AUGGCAGUAGCCAAAGGCGCCGACAAAGAGUGCACCAGCCACGUGGAGGAUAUUGAAGAAGGGCAGAUGGGGGACAAGAAAGAGGCCGUGACAGGCACUGUGAGGCUCACAGAGGGUUCAAUUGUGUACAUUCCUACACCGACCGCGGAUCCUCAAGAUCCCCUUAAUAUGCCAUAUUGGCAAAAACUGGUGGUUGUGGUCGUUAUAUCCAUCUUCUCGACUCUAGGACUCGCUCUUGUAUCUGGAUUUGGCGGGUUGCUGGGAUUUUACAUACCGGAGUAUGGAGCCGCUGGCAAAGGAUAUGCCGAUAUCACUCACCUGAUGACAUAUCCUACACUCUUUAUGGGUAUCGGUAAUCUCAUCGGUAUGCCUCUGGCCAUCGGCGUCGGACGGAGAAUUGUGCUUCUAGGGUCGACAGUCAUUCUCGUCAUCGGGGCUAUUCUCUGUGCGACAGCUAAGACCUUCGAGUGGCAUUUAGCAUCCCGGAUGGUGGUUGGCCUCGCUGCGGGACAGAGCGAGGCUCUGGUACCCAUGAUCACGCAGGAGAUCUUUUUCCUUCACGAACGAAGCAAGGCCCUGAUGGGACAACUGGCGAUUCAGGUGACCCUAACAUCGAUUUGGGUCCUGUGCGCGUCUCCAAUCGCAGAAGCAAUCACGCCUCAGUGGUGGUAUGGCCUGGGCUCUGCCUUGUCCGGAGUGCUUCUCGUCCUCGCGUUUUGCUUCCUCCCAGAAACAAAGUAUGAUCGGUCGGCAAGCUCCUAUCAAGGGGGAAGUACAUCGGAUGACGUGAAGGCUGAUAGCUCUGCCACCGAAGGCUGUACUGAGCGUCCAGAACUGGACUUUGUUACUUUUGCUCCCCGAACCUGGAAGUCCGAUUUGCGACUUUGGAUUGGAACUCCAGACUGGAGUCAAGUUGCGGAGGUGUUCCGGCAAACCUUUGAGCUUCUGUUCUUCCCAAAUGUCUUGUGGGCACUUCUGCUGAACGGACUGACCAUUGGAGUGAACGUAGCCAUUGGUACGACCUACAGCACCGUUCUCUCCGCCGGCCCUUACAACUGGCCCGACAGCAGUGCCAGCUACGUCAACUGUGGCCAGAUUAUCGUUGCUCUCCUUGCGCUUCCGCUUCUAGGCCACGGGUCAGACUGGCUUAUCAAGUACUUCGCCCGGCGGAACGAGGGAUUACACGAGCCCGAGAUUCGAAUUAUCCCCUUGAUCUUUCCUAUCACCGUCGGGGUCUUCACUGCAGUGCUCUAUGGCCAAGGGGCGGCCAGCCCCUAUCACUACCACUGGUUCGUGUACGUCUGGACCGUGGCCGCAUAUUACUUCUGCUUUGUUGGGGCCAACAUUGUGGCCAUCACCUAUCUGCUAGACAGUUAUCCGACGAGAGCUGGUCCACUCUUGGUUAUCAUUUGCGCCUUCCGCGGAAUUAUUUCUUUCGGCACGAGCUAUGGAGUUGCGCCAUUCAUAGAGCGAUAUGGAUACGAUGGCACGUUUGUGACGUUUGCAGGGCUGACAGGUGGUCUUGGGUUGCUGGGGAUCCCUAUCUUCAUCUGGGGAAAGCGCAUUCGUCAAUUCACAGGGCAGUUUAUCAAGACAGGUUAGUGGGGAUAGCUUGCUCGUCCAUAUACUGCCUAUUCCCAUGUAGUAGAAUGGGCUUAAUAUGGGACGGGGAUGACUGCGCUCAAGCUGGGGCACUGCACCGUGGACGUACUGUACA